Molecule: messenger RNA, 2619 nt
Organism: Fukomys damarensis (Damara mole-rat)
Lineage: Eukaryota; Metazoa; Chordata; Mammalia; Rodentia; Bathyergidae
Gene: Frk
Product: fyn related Src family tyrosine kinase
Exons: 8
Coding region: 520-2070 (516 amino acids)
Biological process (GO): cell differentiation; cell surface receptor protein tyrosine kinase signaling pathway; innate immune response
Cellular component (GO): extrinsic component of cytoplasmic side of plasma membrane
Molecular function (GO): ATP binding; non-membrane spanning protein tyrosine kinase activity; signaling receptor binding
Source: RefSeq, a predicted model, not a curated record
AUUACAAUCAGAACAGAGCUCAGCAUGUUGAAGACAGCAGCCUCUGCAGGUUGGUUACUCAUUAGCGAAAAGGAAAGCGUAGUGGGGUGGCCGGGAAGUGGAGAGAGAGCUGUUGGUACAGGCCAGGCAGGAAGCUUUACCUGGGUUAGUGUCUUUCUUUCACUGGCAUUUUCUUGGGACACAGGGCAGAGCAGCUGUUUUCUUAUCUAGCCGAACGUCCCCCUGUAACAUUUUUUGUUGUUGCGGGACUGAUUCCCAAGCAGGAAGAGAGGUACCUUCCGGCCUAGCAGCUGCCCAGUGCCCACUGACUUCUGCUCUGGGGCAGCUGCGGCCGAGGAUAGCAAGGCGGAGGGUGCGUGCAGGCAGAGCUUGCUGUGGCCAGGGCGACAGGACAUGCGAACUCUCUGGAGUACGGUGAACAGGGCCUGAAUUCUGAGUUGCCUGGUGUGGGAAGAGCAAGGGGACCUGCGGCGAUUGAGUGGAGAGGAAGACUUAUCCCCUGAUACUGGCCAGGCCACCAUGGGCAACGUCUGUUUGAGGCUCCGCGCAUACUUGCAGCCCUACCUCCCCUGUCUGUCCCAGGACACCGACAGCUCGGUGGUGAUCGAGAACCCAGGGGCCCGCUGUGCCCCCGAACCUCCACCGUCUCCGAAGCAGAAGCUGGAGACAAGCCCUGGCCAGUACUUCGUCGCUCUGUUUGAUUACCAAGCUCGGACGGCAGAGGACCUGAGCUUCCGCGCAGGAGACAAACUUCAAGUCCUGGACACUUCCCAUGAGGGCUGGUGGUGGGCCAGACACUUGGAGAAAAGGGAAGACAGCUCUGGCCAGCCGCUGCAGGGCUACAUCCCUUACAACUACGUGGCUGAGGACAGGAGCCUGCAGGCAGAGCCGUGGUUCUUUGAAGCAAUCAAAAGAGUGGAUGCAGAAAAUCAACUGCAAUACUCAGAAAAUCAGACAGGUGCCUUUCUAAUCAGAGAAAGUGAAAGCCAGAAAGGAGAGUUCUCCCUCUCAGUUUUAUAUGAAGGAGAUGUGAAACACUACAGAAUUAAAAGACUGGAUGAAGGAGGCUUUUUUCUUACCCGGAGAAAAACAUUUUCUACUUUGAAUGAACUUGUGAGCUAUUACACUAAGACAAGCGAUGGCCUGUGUGUCAGGCUGGAAAAACCAUGCUUAAAGAUACAGGUCCCAACUCCUUUUGAUCUGUCCUAUAAAACUGUGGACCAGUGGGAGAUAGAGCGCAGCUCCGUGCAGCUUCUGAAGCGACUGGGAUCCGGUCAGUUUGGCGAAGUCUGGGAAGGCCUGUGGAACAACACUACACCAGUAGCUGUGAAAACAUUAAAACCAGGUUCAAUGGAUCCAAACGACUUUCUGAGGGAGGCACAGAUAAUGAAGAGCCUAAGACAUCCAAAGCUUAUCCAGCUUUAUGCUGUUUGCACUUUAGAAGAUCCAAUUUAUAUUAUUACAGAAUUGAUGAGACAUGGAAGUCUACAUGAAUAUCUCCAAAUUGAUGCUGGGUCAAAAAUCCACCUGAGCCAACAGGUGGACAUGGCAGCACAGGUAGCUUCAGGAAUGGCCUACCUGGAGUCCCGGAACUACAUCCACAGGGACCUGGCUGCCAGAAAUGUUCUCGUUGGUGAACACAAUGUCUACAAAGUGGGAGACUUUGGACUUGCAAGAGUCUUCAAGGCAGGAAAUGAAGACAUCUAUGAACAGAAACAAGAAAUAAAGCUGCCGGUGAAGUGGACUGCGCCUGAAGCCAUUCGUAGUAAUAAAUUUAACAUUAAGUCCGAUGUGUGGUCAUUUGGAAUUCUUCUUUACGAAAUAAUUACUUAUGGCAGAAUGCCUUAUAGUGGCAAGACAGGUGCUGAAGUAGUUCAGAUGUUGAGUCAAAACUAUAGACUCCCACAACCUUCCAACUGUCCUGAGCAAUUCUACAGCAUCAUGUUGGAGUGCUGGAAUGCAGAACCCAAGGAACGGCCAACGUUUGAGAAACUAUGUCUGAAACUUGAGAACUAUUUUGAUACAGACUUAUCAUAUUCAGAAACAGAUAACUUCAUAAAUGAAUGCUGAAGAAGAAAUAAUGAAGAAACUAAAAAUGCAAUAAUCAGUCUAGAAAUACAAUCAGUAGCAAAUGCAAAAAUCAGUUUAUCUUGACAUAUUCAUGUGAUAGGGUAAAUUUGGUCAUGCAUUAUUAAAAUAAUACUACAUAUGAAUUUUAUUGACAGGGAAAUACUGUAGGCCAGUUCAAGAUGAUGUAUCAUUUUCUCACUGCAUGGUAAAAUCACACACAUUAAGUGAAGUUACUUUUUCUUAUAUUUCUAUUUAUUGUUUUGAAUGCUGAUCAAAAGAAUUAACAGGAUAGUCAAUUUUUGCUCAGUGACGGUAUAGCAUUUUCCUGUUUAGUAAUUAGGCUGGUUAUUCAUUAUCCCUUGGAUUGCAAAUCCCAUCAGGCUGUUAUUAUGAAGGAAACUGAUUGGUUUGCUGCACAGCAGGAUCUGUGCUUUGGGAAAAAUAUUUUUUAAAAAUAUCCUGUAACUGCAAUGGUGGCAAAGCCAUGGUAAAUGACUCGAUUGCACUUGAAGUAAUUGCACAUAUUUUUCCUAUAUAUAAGAAACAUGA